UUGACACACAGAUUUGGGCGGAGUGAGAGGGCGGAAAGCAGAGGCCCACGAUGGCGUCCCUCAGCCUCUCACUGUCCUCACCUUUCACGCUUUCCUCAUCUACCAGUAAUCUGAGGCAACGAAAUCGCCGCAGAAUCUCCACAACUCUCCGGCCGCCGGCGAUAUCACCUAAUUCAUGGCGGCACAGGCAUAUUAUCUGUAUGGCUCCCGAAGAGGAGAAGAUGACUCGCCGUUCCCCUCUUGAUUUCCCCAUCGAGUGGGAGAGGCCUAAACCUGGGAGGAGACCAGAUAUUUUUCCUCAGUUCAGCCCAAUGAAAACACCAUUACCACUUCCAUUGCCAUCUGAUCCUCCUGAAGAGGAUGAGGAAGAGGAAGAAAAGAAAGAGGAAGAGGAAGAGGAUCCUGAAAAGGAAGAACCAGAUAAUCCAGAAAAGCCUGCAAGUUUUGGAGUAUAGAAAGUCUAGUGGCUUUCUUGGAUUUUGCUUAAUAUUGUGCUGUUAUUUUGAUGUUGUAGAAUCUUAGUAAGUGAUGGAAGCAGGCAUAUUGAUGCUUUGCAAACACCUUCACCCUUCCUUUUUUCCUCUUCUUGUUUUUUUCCCUCAGCAACUUGUAAUUUUUAGAGAAAAUCCUUCAGAUACUAUUUGCCAUGCCUUUUUUUUUUUUUCUUUUUCUUUUUUUUUUUUCUUUUUUCGUUCUUUUUUUUCAAAUAGCGGAAUGAUAAUAUGAGCAUUUUCUCAACAUUGAGAAAAUAUGGCCAGAGUGUACUCAUGUAUUCAUUUAUCUUAAGAUUUGUGGUUUUAGGUGCU
Molecule: messenger RNA, 806 nt
Organism: Vitis riparia (riverbank grape)
Lineage: Eukaryota; Viridiplantae; Streptophyta; Magnoliopsida; Vitales; Vitaceae
Exons: 2
Coding region: 51-455 (134 amino acids)
Source: RefSeq, a predicted model, not a curated record